Messenger RNA from Arctia plantaginis, 1131 nucleotides. The record is from the annotation of a GenBank genome assembly. Lineage: Eukaryota; Metazoa; Arthropoda; Insecta; Lepidoptera; Erebidae.
AUGAUCUGCAAGAAAUGUGAUUCACCCAAAACUGUAGUAUUAAGACAGAAAGAUUUUUACUGUGAUGAGUGCUUUAUGAUCAGUACCAAUCACAAAUUUCGUGCAUGUUUAGGUAAAAAUAAAAUACUGGCACCAAAUGAAAAGGUUUUGAUCUGUUUGUCAGGAGGUGUGAGCUCCUCAGUCUUAUUGGAUUUAAUUCAAUAUGGUAUAUCUUUAGAAAACACCAAGAAAUUACGGAUAGUCCCUUUUUUCAUUCAUAUAUUUGAUGUUGAAAGUAAAACUGCGACAGAUUUUAUAUUAGAACAAUGUAAAAAAUACAAUUUUAAUGUAUAUAUGGUACACCUCUCGGACUAUCUAAAUACAAGUUGUCAGUUACCAGAACAGAACUGCAUACCAGAAGUCAAUUGCGAUGUAGCAAAUCAAUUUCAUAGCAUGCAAAAUAGCAUGCCACCAACAGCAAGGAAUGAUCUUCUUUUGACAAUAAAAAGGACUUUGUUUAUUAAAUAUGCCAAAUUGUUACAAUGUAAUAUUGUAUUCACGGCUGAGACAUCAAAUACUUUGGCAAUUAAGUUGUUGUGCAAUCUUGCAGUUGGCAGAGGAUCACAAGUUCAAAAUGAUAUUGGUUUCUCUGAUACUCGUGAUGAAAAAGUGCGAAUAAUAAGACCCAUGAGAGACAUUAGCAAGGAAGAAUUGGAUUACUAUAUCAAAAUUAAGCAAUUAUAUCCCAUUUGUAACAGUAGUAUAAAUAAUACUAACAGCUUGCAGUCUGUUAUUGCUUCUUUCGUCUUUGAUCUUCAAGAAAAUUUUCAAUCUACCAUUUCAACAGUCUGUAAAACGGCAGACAAAAUUGGUGUGUGUGCAGAUAGAACCUUAGGAAAAUGCUUAAUUUGUGAGAGCAAUUUCAACGACGUUAACUUCAAACUUUCGGCUUUAGAAGCAACCAGCAUAUCAAGAACUGUCUCUUUUGCCAAUAUUAGCUCAAACCAUAAUACUGAUCUAUCCAACAUAUUUAAGAAUGAUAGUCACACAGCAGUGUUUCCAUUAGUUCACAAGUAUCUUUGUUAUGGUUGCAGUAGGAUUCACUCAGAAAUGAAACGAUCUACCUUACCACCGCAUUUACAAAUUUUGUAA